Molecule: messenger RNA, 2005 nt
Organism: Terrapene triunguis (Three-toed box turtle)
Lineage: Eukaryota; Metazoa; Chordata; Testudines; Emydidae
Gene: CIMIP6
Product: chromosome unknown C2orf73 homolog
Exons: 6
Coding region: 82-1071 (329 amino acids)
Source: RefSeq, a predicted model, not a curated record
ACCACUUGGCAACAGAAUAGCGGGGCUGGGGCAGCCCAGCUGCCGCCUUCGGAGCGUCCCUCGCUGCCUCUGCGUGGCAACAUGCGGCAGACUCCAGAGGACAGCAGGCACUGCAGGAAGAAGGCGCCCCCGCACCAGCUCCCAAAUACUUAUAGAAUAUUUAAUACUGAUCUACCAGAAGUAAACAUGAGAAUAGAAAAGAUCAACGGUGAAUAUAUACCUAAAAAGAAUAAACAGUCUUUCCAGCACUCAUAUUUACCAGAGUGGCGCAAUAAUCCCCAACCACAUUAUGCAAAAUUAAUUAACACCAACGUAAGGUUCUUAAAUGAACCAAUAUACUAUAUGGAAACAGAAGGCACAGUGGCUAAAAAGCAUCAUUGGUGGCCAAGUGGGGAACCAUGUGUAUAUCAUUAUAGUCCACCUUACGACAGACAGAGCACUCAAAGAAAUGAUUUCCAGAAGCCAACCUGUACAUUGUCUUCUCCAACUAAAUACAGCAGUAAACUACAGCCUUCCUGUGGAAUAGUUCCACUUGCAAUUCCUAGAACAUCAACAAGCCUUCCAAAAAUUUUACAGGAGCGGAUCUCCUUUAUUCAUCAGUACAAUGCCAGAAAAUCUCCUAAUGAACCCAUCCGAGGAAAGCGACAUGGAGCUUUUGUGUGGACAGAGAUAAAACCAGUGAGUGGGCCAAUAGUUCCUCAGGGAACAGAAGUAUUCCUGAGUGCUAGAGGGUCAGGCUCACUGGAACAGCCAAAAACAGAGAAAGGAAACUCAGUGGAAAGCCAAAUGACCUCACCCAGUCUCUGCCUGCAGAAUUCCCAGGAGACAUUAGGCUGUGAAACUCACUUAUCAAAACCAGACGUCAGAGAAGGAGCCAAGGCAUACCCCAGAAUCCCUGUGAGAGCACAGAAGAGUUCAGACAUUUCUCAGGCAACUGAAGUGGACGUUAUCCGUCCUGCUGGGGAAGAGUCUUUAUGUCCAGCAAUGAAAGGUCCUCUAGAUAAAUCUCUGGAUAGGUUACCUCCCGCACAUAAAAACAUACGACUCCCUGAUAUCACCAUCAGUCACUAAAAUGAAGAGAGCCUACAAUCACUGUGCAAGCGAAUGCAUUUGCUUGGUCUAAUAUCAAUAAUACUAAACACAAGCUAACAAUUCACUGGUGUCAGCGGGAACACAGUACUCCUUUAACAAAACAACAGCUGCACUGUACUUUGAUGUUUGUAGAAAACUAUAUGCCUAUAAGAAUUAUGGGUGGUUGUUUUUUUAAGGUGGAAUUGAUUUCCUUGUUAGGAGGAACACAAUCAUCUUGAUCAUAUAUAUUCUGUAUUAAGUCUGACUUUGAGUUAAUUAACACUUUUGGGUCUGGAAGUGAUUAUGAUUCUUGAAAAUGUACUUCUUUCAAUAAUAGAAACACUAGUUACAAUGUUUGGUUUUAUUGCUGAUUGCUGUUAUUUUAACAUAUAUAGUUGUGACAUGCAUUAUCUCCUUGGAUGCUGCAGUGUGGGGUAUGAUUUCACACACCAUAUGGUGUCAGCUUGUGAUAAAUGGAAACCAUUGUGCUUCCAUAGGAAACAAUGGCAGUCAAGAGAGAGAAUUUGCUGUAGCCCACAGGAAUGCAAAAAUAAUGUGUAUUGCCACUCUAAACAGUUAACAAGGACAAUUUUGGAGUAAACCCUUUCUUUCUUUUUGGGAGCAAGGAGGACAGGCAUUUUCUUACAGACUUGUGCUUCUGUUCUUGUUUGAGUGUGUUACACAUCAAAAAUGCAGAAGAGAUCUGAAUUACUGUACGCUUUUCCCCAAUACUAGAGAAAAUCCAUUAAUCCAGAGACUGAUGGGUAAACUUUUACUGAUUGGACUAUUUCCCUAUUUUUUUUCAUGCUGCGACUUCUUAUGAUUCCCAACAAGAAUUCUCCCAGUUACACUCUUAGGGAAACACAGAAAGUUUAGGCUUGAGUUAUAACCUACAGUUAUUCAUCAAACAGUGAAGCAAGUUAUUACCUGUAGU